GCCGCGUCGGGCCGCUUCUCUUUAGCGUCUCUCAGACCACGGCAGCAGCGCCGCAAGUUUUGUCGUUUUUGCGGCGGAGGCGCGCGCUGGCACUCUCGGGCCGACGGCGGCCGACCCUCCGCUCCAAGGCCCCUCAGCCGCGCCCAGGCGCUCCCGCCGCCGAGAGUCCGGCAGCCACGAGGCCCCGCCGCGCCCGCCCGCCCGGCGGCCGCAGCCAUGUCGCGGGGGCCGGAGGAGGUGAGCCGGCUCACGGAGACCACCUACAGGAAUGUUAUGGAACAGUUCAAUCCUGGGCUACGAAAUUUGAUAAACCUAGGAAAAAAUUAUGAAAAAGCUGUUAAUGCUAUGAUCCUGGCAGGAAAAGCCUACUACGAUGGAGUGGCCAAGAUUGGUGAGAUUGCUACUGGGUCCCCCGUGUCGACUGAGCUGGGCCACGUUCUCAUAGAGAUUUCAAGUACCCACAAGAAACUCAAUGAGAGUCUUGAUGAAAAUUUCAAAAAAUUCCAUAAAGAGAUUAUACAUGAGCUGGAGAAGAAGACAGAACUUGAUGUGAAGUACAUGAAUGCAACUCUAAAAAGAUACCAAGCAGAACACAGGAAUAAAUUAGAUUCUUUGGAGAAAUCUCAAGCUGAGCUGAAGAAGAUCCGAAGGAAAAGCCAAGGAGGACGAAAUGCGCUAAAAUACGAACACAAAGAAAUCGAGUACGUAGAGACUGUUACUUCUCGCCAGAGUGAAAUCCAGAAAUUCAUUGCAGAUGGCUGCAAAGAAGCUCUACUGGAAGAGAAAAGGCGCUUCUGCUUCCUGGUUGACAAACACUGCAGCUUUGCAAAUCACAUCCAUUAUUAUCACCUACAGUCUGCAGAAUUACUUAAUUCCAAACUGCCCAGGUGGCAGGAAACCUGUGGUGAUGCCACCAAAGUACCAGAGAAAAUCAUGAAUAUGAUAGAAGAAAUAAAGACUCCAAUCUCUACGCCAGUAUCCGGAACACCUCAGCCAUCACCCAUGAUGGAGAGAAGCAACAUGGUUGGGAAAGACUAUGACACCCUUUCUAAAUACUCGCCAAAGAUGCCCCCAGCCCCUUCAGGCAGAGCAUAUACCAGCCCUUUGAUUGAUAUGUUUAAUAACCCAGCAGCAGUCGCACAGAAUUCAGAAAGGAUAAAUAAUUCAACAGAUACUUCAGAAGAUGCCAGUUUACAGCGAUCAGUUUCCGUUGCAACUGGACUGAACAUGAUGAAAAAGCAGAAAGUAAAGACCAUUUUCCCACAUACUGCUGGCACCAACAAGACCUUACUGAGCUUUGCACAGGGAGACGUCAUCACGCUCCUCAUCCCUGAGGAGAAGGACGGCUGGCUCUACGGAGAGCAUGACACCUCCAAGGCGAGGGGAUGGUUCCCGUCGUCAUAUACAAAGUUGCUGGAAGAAAAUGCAAAGGAAACAGUGACUAUGCCCACGCCAAGCCCGACGCCGGUGAGAAGCAUCAGCACUGUGGACUUAACUGAGAAGAGCAACGUCGUCAUCCCCCCACCCGAUUACUUGGAAUGCUUGUCCAUGGGAGCAGCUGCAGACAAAAAAGAUGUUGCCAGAAAUAUUUCUACCUUCAAAGCACCAGUGUCCAAGCCAGAAACCACGUCUCCUAGUGAUGCCAACGGGACUGCAAAGCCGCCCUUCCUCAGUGGAGAAAACCCCUUUGCUACUGUGAAACUCCGACCGACGGUGACCAAUGACCGAUCAGCACCCAUCAUUCGAUGAGAAGACAGCCAAGGAUUCUUCUGGUUCCUCUCAUGUUAAGUUCUCACUUGCAAAUGAUAGGUGUAUAUUGUCUGAUGUGUGCUGUGACUCCCAAAGCUUCACCAGAGGGUGCCUGAUUUUAAAUGUAUUCUACUUGAGCAAAUCAAUACAUUUUCUCAAUUUAACAUAGUUGGGUUUACACAUUUCUGUCUUUAAGAUAAAUAAUAGUUUAGUGACCAACUCAUUUAAAAUAUUUUCUUCCUGUUCUGUUCAAGAAACAAUUUAGUUCCAAUCCUUACUGUACCCUUUUUUAUUGGCCUAAGAAUUUUUUUCUUAACAGCCAGAACAUAAGGGAUAGUCUGUGCUUUCAUGACUGGCUUUCUGCACCGGAAUGCAAAUGAGACCGGUUUUACUUUAUAAAGCAUGUGCUUUUAAGUAGCAUUAUGAUGUUUAUCUAAAGGAAACAUUGCAUAAGUUUGCAUCUUAGCAUGCAAAUCAUAAUUUUAAGCAAUAUAAAUUAUGAAAAUAUAUAAUUUUUUAACUUAAUUUUAAACUUGUUUAAUCAAAUGUAGAGCUGCACAAGAUGGAGAAAUUCCCACCCCUUCCCUGAUUUUGACAGAGCUGAAUAGUGCUGAGACAUUCGCCUGCCCUCAUCACAGCCAUAUUAAGCAUUGAUGAAAUAAUCUCCAAGAGCUACUGAACUUGGUAGUGAGGAGUUGCUGACCGGAUGUGCUGCAGGCCAGGUGGUGCCACACGCUGGCCAGCACAUGGGAAACAUGCAAGUCUGAGGCCUCCACGUGUGGGCUCCCCAGGUGCUCUCACUAAGCUAGCUGACCAAAGCUCCGUCCAUCACUAAUUCACUAGGAAGCUUCCUGGGGUCCCAGUUUUUCCAUGUUUGAAUUAGGUACUGACUUGAAAAGGGUGCUUAUAAAGCCAGGGUGACCUCUGGUGGCUGGAGGGGGGUUGGUCUUUCAACCCAGCAGCCAUCACAAGCCCAGAACCUGGGCCUCUGGUGUAGCAUCAGGCCUCCGCACUGGCUGCCGGGGGAGUUGAGGUUGAAAGUCACCCCCGGGCCACUUAACCUUGUUUGCUGGGACUGCUAGAACCGUUGCUUGUCACAGCUCCUUUGGUCUCACCAUAAAUGUACCAUUUUCUUAUCUGCCUGAAAUUGGUCCCAGUCAAAUGCAGGUAAAGCAGUGUAUGUGGGUAGCACUUCAGGCUUCUCCCAGCUGAGUCAAGCAGUGUCACAGUCUGUCUCUCCCAGCAGGACAAACCAGGUGAUCGCAUGAAGGGUUGCUGACACAGAACCGUGUUAACACCCACCACCAGGCCUGGUCAUGCAGGUGCUGCGGCCAGAAAGAGAACUCAGCCCACGCACCCCUCUCCCUUUCAGGACGGGCAGGGCUGGGGAGCGUGGCGGGGGCACACCCUGGCCUUUAGGGGAAUUUUCUGGCUUUGUUAGAGGUAGAACAGGGCCCACGAUUAUUGGAUGCCAUCUGCUGCCCCCCCUGGCUCACCCAGCCCCGGGGUCCACCUCACAGACCAGAGCCACAGGGUUGCUCACCUGCUCCCAUGGGAGGGAAGGCUGGCCUUGUCCUCGGCACAUGCUCUGUAAAUGCCAAGGUGUUA
Messenger RNA from Propithecus coquereli (Coquerel's sifaka), 3357 nucleotides. It is a transcript of the gene BAIAP2L1, whose product is annotated as BAI1-associated protein 2-like 1. The transcript is spliced from 14 exons. Gene Ontology annotation, molecular function: protein binding. The coding region runs from base 217 to 1749 and encodes 510 amino acids. Gene Ontology annotation, biological process: plasma membrane organization; actin filament bundle assembly; positive regulation of actin filament polymerization. Gene Ontology annotation, cellular component: cytosol; nucleoplasm. Lineage: Eukaryota; Metazoa; Chordata; Mammalia; Primates; Indriidae. The record is from RefSeq and is a predicted model, not a curated record.